ACCUUUCCUGUUGGUUAAUUUAUUGCUUGCAGUCUGUCACUAUGUCUCAGAUUGUUUUGCUGACAGCAUACAUAAAUAAGUAAUAUUCAGUUUGUGCUUUCCCUUUGUUAUGUUGUAUCCUCAAUAUAUAAAGUGUGACCAGAUCCUAAUAAUUCGGAUUAGUCUGGUGGUCAUAGGUUACACGUCAUGCCUUGGAACCAACCUUGUCGGUUCAACUAGAAUAUCAAAUGACUGAAAAGGAAGAGAUUUAUAUGACUUAGAUACAUCUACAUACAUAUACGGGCAUAGAAAAUACUCCUCUUCUGAUUGAAGUGAAACUCUUUUUCAUGGUUAUUUCUCAGAUUUAGAUGACAAAAUACUCGUCUAAUCUAGUUCUUUUUUCUACAUUGCAUUGUCAUUUUCUCAAUUGUUCAUAUCCAUAAUUCCUACUUUCUACUUCUGUAUGCUAUACUUGUGAGUAUCUGAAGCUUCUAUCUAAAUGACUUCAUUUCAUUGUAUCUGACAGAGAAAUUGAACUUGCAGGGUGACAAUUUAAAAUGAAGUCAACACCUUGGUCACCAAAUGAGCUCAUUCUUUGAAACUUCCGCGAAGUGAUGGAAUCCAAUUUUCAAUAGACAUCCAACAUUCCUAAGGAAAAUGGAAAUGAUAUCUUAUGCCAGCACUCAAAGGCUCUUGUCAACAUGAUAGAUGAGGUGGAUUUACUUGAUAUAAAAGUCCCCACACAUGCUUCUAGAAUUUCUUUUCCUUGAUCUGAGGAUUAUGUUGGGAAAGCAAUCUCUAUCUGUAUUAUUUGCUGGAGACAGGCAACCAAGGUGAUCAGAAACUGAUAAUUUAGUGCUUCUUCUCAUUUUGUCCGUGGCUUGAUGGGAAAAAUUCUACUUAUCAAAGGGUCUGAAUUGUCUUGAUCAAGUCAAAUUGUCGGACCCAAAUUGUCGAUAUCAGAUUACACGUGCAUAUUUUAGAUAAUAUAAUAGAGAUCAUGCUUGUUUGAUGCUGUUUUGGAUUUAAUGUUCAUCAUGUGAGUUCCUUUGUUUGACUUUCUUCUAGGCUGCUGCAUUCAUCAUAUGUGUGAUUGAAGGCACGUAAGGCUCAUCUUUGAUGAAGCUGGCCUCUCUAUAAAUACUCCUCACCCCUCACAACUCCUAUCAUAAUUCAGAAUCAGAAACACUUCUUCAGGCAUUUUGUUAUGGCAAAACUUACUCUUUCCUUUCUAUUUCUCCUUCUGUUCGUUUUCUUUGUUCUUGGAUCGGUUGAGCCAGCUUCUGUUCAGCAUGCUCGGAAAUCCCGAGCAAGGACCUUUAUUGAGGCCUCAUGCCGGUCCACCCGGUAUCCGUCCCUCUGUGUUAAGUGCCUGUCCGGCUACGCCAACAAGACCCAACAGAGUCCAUUCCAAUUAGCCCAGGUUGCAUUAUCUGUAAGCCUAGCCAAGACCAGGCACACAAGAGCAUACGUAAUGGAGGUGGCUAGCAACUUUAAGGACGUCGAGGGUAGGACUCACCAAGACAUUAGCGACUGUUUAGAUCAAAUAAACGACGGUGUUGAUCGUCUUGCCCAGUCCAUUAUAGAGCUCCGACGCAUGAACCAAGAAGGGGGUGACAGUGAAUUCACGUGGCGCAUGAGCAACGUCGAGACUUGGGUGAGCGCAGCGCUAACCGAUGCUACCACAUGUGUUGAUGGGUUUUCAGGGCGUGGCAUGGGGAAGCUGAAGGCCACAAUUAAGGGAAAGGUGCUGAAUGUGGCACAAGUCACCAGCAACGCGUUGGCCUUGGUUAACCGCUUUGCUGCUAGGCACCGUGCCACCAACAAGCCAUGAGGCUAGUCUUUUGGGGACUAAAUCUCGUCUCCUUUGGGCUUAAUGAAAUAUAUUUGGUAAUAUAUCAUAGAUAUCUGUAAGUUUAUUCUAUGUAAGGCAUGUGAAUAUAUAAAGUUUUGUUUUCUAUCA
Vitis riparia (riverbank grape) is the source of this 1942-nucleotide messenger RNA. RefSeq names its product 21 kDa protein-like. Gene Ontology annotation, molecular function: enzyme inhibitor activity. Lineage: Eukaryota; Viridiplantae; Streptophyta; Magnoliopsida; Vitales; Vitaceae. The coding region runs from base 1187 to 1813 and encodes 208 amino acids. The transcript is spliced from 2 exons. Gene Ontology annotation, biological process: negative regulation of catalytic activity. The record is from RefSeq and is a predicted model, not a curated record.